CUAUAUCUCUUCCUCUGUGUGCCUCUCUUCCCUUUCUCUCUCGUUUUGUCUUGGUGUCUCUUUUCCUGCAUCUCUCUCCCCCACAUUUCCCUCUUUUCCGUCUGCCACCUUCCUCUCUCUCUUUGCCCUCUUACUCCAAUUCCCACCCCACCCCUACCUCGGUUCCUCAACCCCCUACUUCACCCUCCCUCUUGCCUUUAGCCUUGACAUACUGACCCUCCCUUCAAACCCCCCUCCUGUCCUCUUACCCCCUCUUCAUCAUUCCCUCCUCCCUCAUUACUCCUUCUCCCUCCUCCUCCCUCCCUCUCUCUCCAGUGGAAGGAGCUGCUGAGAUUGGCUUGGAUUUGGGAAGCUCCGGGAGCCGCUGCCUGUCGCUCGGAGCCGUUCGGCCGCGCUCUCCGGAGGCUCUGGGCCGGGGAUCGGGUUUGUCUGGCAACAGAGUAGACACCAUCUCACCUGAAACUGGUUGGCAUUAGCACAAUGCCCAGGAACCGUGCAUUUUCAGAGCCAGAGUACUCAGCAGAAUGUUCGGUCAGCCUGCCCUCUGAUCCUGAGCAGGGUGUGGAACGGAGCCGAGAAGUGACAGUCAGGAAUUCGGGAUGUUGCCUCUGCCUCCCCCGUUUCAUGAGACUGACUUUUGUGCCCGAAUCCCUGGAGAACCUGUACCAGACAUACUUCCGCCGGCAACGACAUGAUACACUUCUGGUUCUGGUGGUCUUUGCUGCACUAUUUGACUGUUACGUCAUCAUCACAUGUACGGUGCUGUACUCCAGUGACAAGUUAGCCUCUCUCCUGGUGGCUGGAAUCGGACUGGCUGUUCAUCUCCUCCUCUUCGUCUUGUGUAGGUUUGGACUUGUCCCGGAUAAAAUUUCCCAGAAGGUCAUUCCAUAUAGUCUCUGGGUCCUCAUCGCCGCCCAGAUCUUCUCCUACCUGGGCCUGAACUUCUCCCACUCUCAUGAGGCCAGUGACACAGUGGGCUGGCAAGCUUUCUUCACCUUCUCCUUCUUCAUCACCCUUCCACUGCAGCUGACACCCAUUGUCCUCAUCACCGGCACCACAUGUGGGGUUCACACCCUUGUUCUGGGGGUCACCAUCGCCCAGCAACAACAGGAGCAGAUCAACAGUAUGGCCUUGGUGCAGCAGCUAUUAGCUAACGUCAGUAUCUACCUCUGUGCCAUCACUGUGGGGAUCAUGUCUUACUACAUGGCAGAUCGCAAACAUCGCAAAGCAUUUCUGGAGACACGACAAUCUCUGGAGGUUAAACUCAACCUGGAGGAACAGAGCCAACAGCAGGAACGUCUCCUUCUGUCUAUUCUACCAAAGCACAUUGCAGAUGAGAUGUUAAACGACAUGAAAAAGGACAAAGAGUCAAAGGAGCUACAGCAAUUCAACACCAUGUACAUGUACCGACAUGAGAGAGUCAGGUACAGAGCAGAGACCAGAGAGAGAAAGAGACAAAGAGAGAAAAAGAGACACAUCCUGUUUGCAGAUAUUGUUGGAUUCACUCAGUUGUCAUCCACCUGCAGUGCACAGGAGCUGGUCAAACUUCUCAAUGAACUCUUCGCUCGCUUUGAUAAACUGGCAGCGAAAUACCAUCAGCUACGGAUCAAGAUCCUGGGUGAUUGUUACUACUGUAUCUGUGGCUUACCAGACAAUCGUGAUGAUCAUGCUGCAUGCUCCAUUCAUAUGGGCUUGGCUAUGGUCGACGCCAUCUCGUACGUUCGUGAAAAGACAAAAACAGAGGUGAAUAUGCGGGUUGGCAUUCACAGUGGCACUGUCCUCGGUGGUGUCCUGGGGCAGAAGAACUGGCAAUAUGAUGUCUGGUCUACAGAUGUCACACUGGCAAACAAGAUGGAGGCUGGUGGCAUCCCUGGGAGAGUGCACAUUUCAGAAAGCACCUGUAAUUGCCUGAAUGGAGAGUUUGAGCUUGAACCAGGAGAAGGGGAGAAGAGAAAUGAGUAUUUGCGGGAGAAGGGGAUCACGACAUACCUGGUGGUGGUGGCAAAGUCUGCGGCUGUCAAGAAUGGGAUCAAUGGCGUGAAGUUGUCUCUCACAUCAUCCAAUGGAAACUCACCACUGUUGAUCAACACCACAGACUGUAAUGGCAGUCUCCAUACCAACUGCACCACCCCUGAUGACCCAGAGGAACUCGAUACACGGGUGGUUAACCCUUCAUUUCCAAACCCUCGGAGGCGCCUGCGAUUGCGUGAUAUAUCGGAGCAGGUGAUUGAUGCUCAACAGAACCAGCUGGAGCUGAAUCGUUUAUUGAAUGCAGCUUUGUUAGAGCGAGAGAAUGUGCAGGCGUUGAAAGGGAAAUCCACAAACCGUCUCUCGAUGCGAUUCAUUGACCCUGAGCUGGAGAGCCGCUUCUCACUGGAGAGGGAGAAACAGAGUGGAGCAGCUUUCAGCUGUUCCUGUGUCGUCCUCACCUUCACCUUCUUGGUGCAGCUUCUCAUUGACCCCGGAUUGCUAGUGAAUUACAUCACGUUCAUUGUGGGGGAGAUUCUACUCUUGAUCCUCACCUUAUGUUCCCUGGCUGCCAUCUUCUCCAGGGUCUUCCCCAAGAAACUGGUUUUCUUCUCAACGUGGAUUGACCGGACGCGAUGGGCCAGGAACAUCUGGGCAAUGGCUGCUAUUCUAAUCCUCACUGCCGUAGAUAUUGUAGACAUGUUGAGCUGUCUGCAUAGUUACCAAGCUUCGUCAAAAGGCAACCUGACCCAGGUCAGCAGGAGCUGUGUGAAACAACCAAAAUACUACAGCUACAUCUCUGUGUUGGCACUUAUUGCCACAACCAUGUUGGUGCAGGUCAGCCACAUGGUGAAGGUGUUCCUGAUGUUCAUGAUCACUGGGAGCUAUGGCUUGGUCAGUGUCCUAAACUGGCGAGAGGUCUAUGACGAGUAUGACCGAGAACGUUUUCAGGAAUUUCAAUCACUUGUGGUGCCAUCUCGGUUUUCCAUGGUAGCCAUGAUCUUCGUCAUGAUGAUAAGUCUUUACUAUUUCACUCGACAUGUGGAAAAGUUGGCACGGACACUGUUCCUGUGGAAGCUUGAUGUCCAUGAGCAGAAGGAACGAGUUUACGAGAUGCGGCGAUGGAAUGAAGCGCUUGUCACCAAUAUGUUACCGGAACAUGUUGCUCGGCAUUUCCUUGGUUCCAAGAAGAGAGAUGAGGAAUUGUAUAGUCAGUCGUAUGAUGAGAUUGGGGUCAUGUUUGCAUCAAUCCCCAAUUUCUCUGACUUCUACACUGAGGAGAGUAUUAACAAUGGAGGCAUCGAGUGUCUGCGAUUCCUCAAUGAAAUCAUCUCGGAUUUUGAUGGCUUAUUGGAUGAACCCCAGUUCCGAAACAUCACCAAAAUCAAGACCAUCGGUAGUACCUACAUGGCAGCAUCAGGCUUAAUACCAGACACUGUUCCCAGCAGUUACAAUAAUACUGUCAAAAAGGAUCAACAAGAAUCAGUGAAGGAACGCUGGCAGCACCUAGCAGAUCUGGCAGACUUUGCAUUGGCCAUGAAAGUCACUUUAAUGAACAUCAAUUAUCAAUCAUUUAACAACUUCAUGCUACGCAUCGGUAUGAAUAAAGGAGGGGUUCUUGCGGGAGUGAUUGGUGCAGGAAAACCACAUUAUGAUAUCUGGGGGAAUACGGUUAAUGUUGCCAGCAGAAUGGAGUCAACAGGACAGCUGGGGAAUAUCCAGGUCGUCGAGGAGACAUACCUGGUGCUGAAAGAUUACGGAUUCCGUUUUGCACGGCGUGGUCCUGUCUAUGUCAAGGGCAAAGGCGAGCUCAUCACCUAUUUCAUGAAAGGUCGAGAGAAGCAAGGCUCCUUCAUCAACAGCUCAUCUGUCACUCUGCCUCAUCAGGUGGUGGAGAAUGCAUGAGGACUCACACCACAUCACUCUGGCCCAGGGCUCCAUUCACUGUAACAGCAAGGCUCAGGAGAGGUGCGCAGUCAGGAGCAGGGUACUUGAGGAUACAAAGAAAACAAAGACCUCAAAGUACAGUCUCAGUAUGUGUGGCAAAAGUUUGAGAAUGGGCAGGUAACCAAGCAAUGACUCCAACUGUUUUCUGUCUCUGCUGCAGUUUUCUCGGACAAAAUAGGGCACGAGUCUGGAAUGAUCUCACACCUAGUGGUCUGAAUCUCAAACUUGAUUUUGAAUGCAGUUGAGGAGAAACUACAACCUGCACUGUAGCUCAGCCCAAACCCUUGAUGAGGGCCAGUGACCUGCAGCCUGCACCAACCGAAGGAGGACAAUCAUAGGCUGUGUUCAUUUGUUUAAUUCUGCUUUGUUCCGUCUCCUGCAUUGGCUGUUGAUUUUACAAUACAUUAGCCUCUGAAGGUGCGUUCUAUGAAAACAGUCUGAGUGAUUUUAAUAUCCUAAUGUAUAUGUUGUAUGGCCUGUAGUGAUUUAAGUGGUCUCACCUCUACCCCUCCUCGUCUGUGUGGCUUUCCUGCUUCCGUUUUACAUUGGCUUAUUUAUAUAUAUCGAUGUAAAGAUUUGAUAUACCUAUAAGCACAGGUCUGAAGGUUUAAAGUGUUCUACUUUGUGUCUUUAUACCUAAUGGUAGGAACAUUCCUCCUCACCAUACAGUCAUGGCAGGUAUUGAUGUGAAGCCGCUCACCAAUUGGAACAGCCUUUAUCUUCUCAAGACUAUCAAAUGUUUCCACUUCAAAAACCAGAUACAGCCCAAAUCACCAUACCUGUUCCAGCCCCAACAUCAUAUUUACCUGCACUUCCUGAUCAUAUUCAAGACCUGAAACUGCCAUAUUGCAGCCUAAGGCCCUACGUUUUAUAGACAUAUCAGUGCGU
Rhincodon typus (whale shark) is the source of this 4803-nucleotide messenger RNA. It is a transcript of the gene adcy3a, whose product is annotated as adenylate cyclase 3a. The record is from RefSeq and is a predicted model, not a curated record. Gene Ontology annotation, cellular component: plasma membrane. Lineage: Eukaryota; Metazoa; Chordata; Chondrichthyes; Orectolobiformes; Rhincodontidae. Bases 481 to 3873 code for a protein of 1130 amino acids. The transcript is spliced from 21 exons. Gene Ontology annotation, molecular function: adenylate cyclase activity. Gene Ontology annotation, biological process: intracellular signal transduction; cAMP biosynthetic process; adenylate cyclase-activating G protein-coupled receptor signaling pathway.